GGGUAGGCAUGAAAAUAGUCCUUCUUGGUAAUCGUGUCAGAACUCAAGAUUUACAUUGCCUCCGGUCGUAUUUCUUGAGUAUAAUAUUAUUUCUCCCAUCCCAACACUAUCAUAAGAAAUCUCAGAAUUGAGGAGAAAGAUGGCAUGCAUGAAUAAAGGAUGGGAGAUUCUAAUUGGAAAAAUCAAGAGCUUCCUCAAAAGGAAAAAAGGAAUCGAAAACAGAGACAACAGCAUAGCAGAAAGAUGGGAGAUUUUGAGUGGUAAGACUAACUGGGAAGACUUACUUGACCCUUUGGAUUACGAUCUUCGACUAUACCUCAUUCACUAUGGCCAAAUGUGUCAAGCCAUCUACGACUCAUUCAACAAUGAGGAAGCUUCUAAAUACAGAGGAACAAGUCGAUACUCCAAAAAGAACCUCUUCACAAGAGUGGGGCUCGACAAACACAACCCCUACAAAUAUGAAAUCACUAAAUAUGUAUAUGCAGCUUCACAUGUACCAAGUGAAACUGAGAAGGUGAAACAAUCAAACUGGAUUGGAUAUGUUGCUGUUGCCGCUGAUGAGGGUAAAAUUGCAUUAGGCAGGAGAGAUAUUUUAAUUGCUUGGAGAGGGACCGUGAUGGUCUCAGAAUGGAAUGAUGAUUUUGAAAAUUCAUUGGUCCAACCAACAGAAAUCUUUGGAGAAAAUACGAAUAACAUUCUAGUACACAAAGGUUUUUAUUCAAUUUAUACUUCUCUUAACGAGGCUUCGGAUUUCAAUCGAACAACCAGUGCUAGAGAUCAGGUCCUUGAAGAAGUUAAAAGGUUGUUGGAUCAAUACAAGGAGGAGGAAGUGAGCAUCACUGUUACGGGCCAUAGUUUGGGUUCAUCAUUAUCCACACUAUGCGCGAUUGACAUAGUUGUGAACCAGAUCAAUAAGGAGUUUCCAGUGACUGCAUUUGUGUUUGCUUGCCCACGAGUCGGAGAAAAGAAUUUCAAGAAAGCUUAUGGCAAACUGAAAACCCUUCAAAUCUUACGCAUUAGCAAUGCGUCUGAUCCUGUUCCGAAAUUACCAGAGCGUGGAGUCGUAGACGGUUCUGAAAAUGACUGGAGAGUGUAUGAAGAUGUUGGAUUUGAACUGUUAAUGGAGACAACAAAGUCAAAGUACUUGAAGAAAUGCAUAAAUAGUCAUAUUCUGGAGGUUUAUUUGCACGGAAUUGCUGGAACACAUGGACCAGAAGGAGAGUUCAAGUUGGCAAUAGUUCGGGAUAUUGCUCUUAUGAAUAAGGCAGCCGAUGUGUUGAAGGAUGAAUAUGGUGUGCCGGUGUCAUGGUGGAUCGAGAAGAAUAAAGGAAUGGUUCAACAAGAAGACGGGUCUUGGAUUCUCAUGGAUCAUGAGGAUGCGACACUUAUUUCUUACCAUAGAUUGUGAUUUGUUAUCUAAUCUCUGGGUUUUAUUGUAAAACUUCAUGUAUUCAUCAAGUGCCAGUAAUAAGCGAGUACGAUAGUCUUUUACUACACGGGUUUUAUCAUAUUUGUU
Molecule: messenger RNA, 1516 nt
Organism: Capsicum annuum
Lineage: Eukaryota; Viridiplantae; Streptophyta; Magnoliopsida; Solanales; Solanaceae
Product: phospholipase A1-II 1
Exons: 2
Coding region: 140-1408 (422 amino acids)
Biological process (GO): lipid metabolic process
Molecular function (GO): glycerophospholipid phospholipase A1 activity
Source: RefSeq, a predicted model, not a curated record